AGGGAGCCGGGUCGAGUGAGCUAUCUGGGGGUUCCCAAAUUAUAACGGGAGGGUGGACAAAAAGAGACAGACAAAAAUCAAAAAAGAGAGAAAGACAAAAAACAAACAAAAAACAAAAAAAGAAAAAAAACAAAGACACACAGGCGGAUGGACGGAGAUAUAGGCAAGUGUUCCGAUAAGACGCGGCACCAUGGUCGGAUUCUAGAAUAGCAACGCCGUCUUGUGGUUUUAUUUAAUUAUUUGUUUAUUUUCUGUUCGUGGGGAUUUCCGUUUUAAGUAUUUAUUUUAGAUGUUUAUUUAUUUAUUUAUUUAUCUAUCGAUUGAUUGCGUUUUAAUUACUGCCUUGUGACAGAGAGCGAAGGAGGAGGAGCGUCAGUGCCAUGCGCGCUCGCUGCUGUGUUCUCUGACUCUUGUUUGUUUGUGCCCCCUUUUAUUUAGCAUUUGUUUAUACCUAUUUAUUAUUAGAUUUAAAAAAAAAAAAACCCGCUUAAACCGAGCUGUGUUGGAUGCGCGAUCCGGCGCGUUUGCGCGUAUUAGAUGAAUGUAGACGACUAAGGAGCAGCUAAAGACCAAAUACAUAUAUAAUAGCCCCGCAAAAUGCAUACAUCUUAACCACUCUGCGUGUCUUUUCUUGUCCUGUCUUUGUGUUAUCUCCGAUGGUGUUGUUCUAAGCUGCGAAAGCGAAUACCAAAGCGGCGACGCCACAUGAAUAGGCUCAGCGACUGUUCUCAUGCCUUCUUCACACCUACAGGAACUGCUGAGGAGUGAGAGAAUAAAAUAAGCUCCGGGGGCCUCUAUGUUUACUCAAGGAGAAAGCUUUAACAGAGCAAAGGUAGUAGAAGAAAGGCGCAGGUGCAUCAGCUUUAAUUCUAAGGGAACUUUUCACGUAGCUGCAGAAGUCGUGCUCCUCUCUUCCCCGUCUGCGUGUUAGUUACUCAAGGGACCACCCUACGUCUAUAUAAAUAUAUAUAUCUAUAUAUAUAAAUGCUCUAUGCACAUUUAGGCUACACCAAAACUCUAAUGCAUCACACGUGUACAUAAAAAAAGUGUGCAGCCGAGGCUACAUGUGCACACAUCUAACUGCGAAUGUUGUGAGCUCUACAAACCAAAUAUUCCCCCAAAGCUGUCUGCCAGAGAAGAGCCAGAAGCAUCAAAGGAGGACCGAGCUUGUCACCCAGCUUGUGUCAGAUUAUUUGCAUCCAAACGAGAAGUAGGAGGAAGAAGAAGAUCAUGUUUGUUCCCUUGCCGGUGCCGUUCGUCUUUCAGAGAACUGCCCCUGACCUCAGCGCCUGGCGUCUCAAGUCCCCUUUGGCUCUUCGCUCCAACUCCGAUAUCAGGAUGUCAAAGCCAGCAGAGGUUGAGAAAGUCGGGGCUGACUCACCGUUAGAAGGCACAGAGUCAGAGCGGAAUGGACCUGAAUCAAAUCACCAGGUUCAGGCGAUGAAAGUCAGCCCCUUUCCUCUGUCACCAAACCUGAACAGCAGCAAGAAUAAGAUGGAUGAGUGCCGAGAAAUGUCUCCAGGCCUUCCUCCAUCUCACGGCCCGACUCCUUCCCAGACAGCCCUGCAGCACACUCAGCUCAUGCUGACUGGCUCGCAGCUAGCAGGGCUGACAGCUUUAUUGCCAGCACAGCAACAGCUGCUGCUGCAGCAGGCUCAGGCACAGCUCCUGGCUGCCGCCGUGCAGCAGUCCAAUGCAGCCCAUGCAGCUCAUGCUGCCCAUGCCGCCGCUCAAGCCAAUCAGCAAGCUCAGGCAGCUGCAGCAGCAAAUCAGCAAGCCCAGCAGCAGCAGCAACAGCAGCAGCAGCAGCAGCAGCAGCAGCAACACACAGGACAGACAGGGCAGCAGGCUCAGUCCCAGGGACAGGGACAGAGCACACAGGAGCAAAACACCCAAAGUGUCCCUGUCCCACCUCCUCCUCCUCAGCUCACACUCUCCCAGCCUAUCCAGCUCACAGCCCAGGACAUUCAGCAGCUGCUGCAGCUUCAGCAGCUGGUGUUGGUGCCCGGUCACCCACUUCCGUCUCCAGCCCAGUUUCUCCUCCCGCAGGCACAGCAGAGCCAGCAAGGACUCCUAUCGACACCAAAUCUUAUUCCGCUACCUCAGCAAAACCAAGGGAGCCUCCUGUCUGCUCCAACUAGAAUGGGACUCCAGUCGCAGGUGCAGCGAGAUAAGAGCAUAGAUGUGGGCGGAGGAGGAGGCAUGACUACGGUGCCCUCUGUGACCUCUCACCCCGAGGAGCCCAGCGACCUGGAGGAGCUGGAACAGUUUGCCCGCACCUUCAAGCAGAGACGCAUCAAGCUGGGCUUCACGCAGGGAGACGUCGGUCUGGCCAUGGGGAAGCUGUACGGCAACGACUUCAGCCAGACCACCAUCUCUCGCUUCGAGGCGCUCAACCUGAGCUUUAAGAACAUGUGCAAGCUGAAGCCACUGCUGGAAAAGUGGCUCAAUGAUGCAGAGACCAUGUCUAUAGACAGCACCCUGCCCAGUCCCAGCUCCCUGUCCUCUCCGUCUCUGGGCUUUGACGGCCUUCCUGGUCGCAGGAGAAAGAAGAGAACCAGCAUUGAGACGAAUGUACGUGUGGCCCUGGAGCGUUCAUUCCUGACGAACCAGAAGCCUACCUCAGAGGAGAUCUUGCUGAUUGCGGAGCAGCUAAACAUGGAGAAGGAGGUGAUCCGGGUUUGGUUCUGCAACCGCCGGCAGAAAGAGAAGCGCAUCAACCCAACCAGUGCCACCCCUCCGCUGCCCAGCCAGCCCCCCACUGCCCCACAGACGCACAAGCCGCCCUGCUACAGCCCUCAUAUGAUGUCCAGCCAGCUGUCGCAGGCCGUAACCAGUCUCAGCAGCACAACGGUGACCACCAUGUCCUCCAUUUGCCCCCUGACCUCCAGCCUCACUUCCACUCACCCCUCUCUCACCUCAGCCCACCCCCCUCUGAGCUCCACACCCUCCCCAGCGACUCCUCCACCUCCUCCCCGCAGCACAGCCAGCCCCGCCACUCCCAGCCACAGUUCACUCAACCUAAACACAGGCUUGUGGCGUAUGGGUAAAAAGAACGGUGAAAUGUCCAACUACAUCACUGACUUUGCUGCAAACUUGAGGAACACUGUGAUGGGAGUUAACACAGGGAUGAACCAAGCCCUCCUCGGUAACAAUCCCCUGGCCACUAUCCAAGCCCUAGCAGCCAGUGGUGGCCAGCUGCCUCUUUCCACUCUUGAGGGCGGCAGCAAGGUGAUGCUUGGGUCGUCUGGGGGUCAAGGAGGCGGGCUUCCCUCCUCCCUCUUCCUCAACCACCCCACCCUCCUUCACAUGGGUCAGAACCCCGGCGUUGGUCUGGUCAGCGCCGCCAUAGCCAAAGUCUCCCAGCCCUCACACUUCCCCUCGGCCAGCAGCAUCAGCCCCACGCCCUGCUCCCCCUCCCCCUGCUCCAGCCCUGCCUCCUCCUGCUCCUCCAGCGAAAUGGCACACAGCCCGUCCUCCCUGGGGGGGCCCAAGAUUGAGUGACCACACCUGGGGGUCAAUCAGAGGGGAGCAGAAAGGAUUAAACAAGAACCUCGCCUUUCACACCAAAGCUAUCUCUUUCUCUCUCUUGUGCUUUUCUUCCGUUUUUGUUUUUGUUUUGUUUUUUCCCGGCGUCUCUCUCCGUCUUUCUCUCCAAGUCUUUCGAUGCCAAAAAUACACAGAAUGAAAGAGGAGAGAAGGAGGGAAAGAAGUAAGAGAAGGGAAAAGGAGGAGAAAGAUUGAAACCAAAAAUCUUUAUGUAUCCAGUCGGAUGAAACGGAGACAGCAAUGGACAUUUUUCUCUAAAACGUGCAACGUGCCACGUCUCUCUGAAGGAAAACAGACCAAUGACUCUGCAUCAAAGAGGUGGAAGAGACGGCACGUCCGAGUGCAUAAACCAAAAAUGACAAAAAGAAUAACUUUGACUAUAUGACAAGAAGGAAUGGCAGCACGGACAAAGAAACAAAGAGGAGAACUUUCCUUUUUUUUAAAAAAAAGAAAAUGUCAUUUUCCAAAAAGCUGCGGGUCUGAAAGAAGAGGCGAUGUGAGGAGGAUACGUUUAAACCAAAAAUUUUACCUGAGGAGGAGGUGGAGACACAAUGAGACAAAAAAAAAAAAAAAAAAAAAAAAAACGACAACCAAACCAAAAUCACAAAUACCAAAAAUACGGAGAGAAAAGCUUUAUUCAAAGGACGUGUAAAUACUGAAGCUAUCCAGGACCAGGACUCUACUGCAACAAACAAACACACAAGCAUACGAAACAUGAAGACCAGCUCAUCCUGUCACUGACUCAUUCUGUCUCUCACUUCAUGUGUCUCUCACUGAUUUCCUUUUAUACAUAAUUUUGUAAAAUAGUGUUACGUUUUUUGCCUUGUGUGUGAGCGUCUGCUAGAAGAGCAUAAAAUUACAUUCAUUUUUCUAAAGUCCAACUUUUUAACACAUUAUUUUCUAAGUACAGUUUAACAUUAGUUUUUUUUAACUAUUUAUUAGUGCUGUUACACAUUUCAGCUCCUAUUUAUUGUUGUGUGCUACUGUAGUUUUAGCUGUCCUCAUUAUCAUUGCCAUCAUCUUUGUCUGUGUCAUCAUCGUUGCCAUGUAUUUUGUUUGUAACGCGACUCGCCCUGCAGCAGGACAGAUGACAAAAGCGAUCCAGUCCUCACCAAGUGCCGCCUGUUCGCAGAUCGAGAUGGCUCACUAUGUUGUAACUUACAGUGCAAAUUCACUCAUUAGGAACAGGUUGACAUUUUUAAGCGCUUAUUUAGACUGCCCGACCCUCACGCUGUAAGAUUAAAGCGUUGAAUGUUGUUUCUUCCUCAGUAAAAAAAAUAAGAAAUCCUAAUAUGUUAGUCCAUAAAUGAAUUUAUAUGUAAAAAAAAAAAAAAAAAAAGAAAAAGAAAAUGAUCAAAUCUAUUAAAUUCUGGGCCACAAAAGUAUUUUUUGGUAAUGGCAGUUUACCAGAUGAAUUAAAUCUUGUUGUAUUAUGUCCUAAUAGAGGCUCAGUCCAAGUCUUUCUAAAGCCCUUGGAGGCUCUAACUUUCUCCCGAGAAACUCUUCUGACUAUCCAUUAAACUCAGUAAUCAGACGUACUAGGAGGAGCACCUGGUCUCCUCCUCAUUUCACUGGUUUAUGGUGAAAUUAUGUUCGACUCAACUCUUAAUUUUAGCCCAAUCAGUGCUCUCUGGAGUGUUCAGAACCUCAGAAACAUGUCAACAACCAACGCCAUCCCUUUGAUUUGCAACAAUAAGGUUUUCGGAAAGCUCUUUGCAGAUAAUUGUCAUGCUCUUCGUAAGCUUUUAGAGAAGACCUAUUUUGCAAAAUUGACAUAUUUCACAUUUUUGUGCUAGCAACACCAUUCCCAUUACCUGGCAACCCAAGCAAGUUUACCACUGUAUGUACUGUACAAUGGCUAAUGGAAAAGACAAGUGUUUUGUUGCAGACUAACUAUUCCGAAGCCACUUGCUGCAUUGUUGUUGAAUGUGCAGGAGGCUCUACUACUGCUUCUCAAAGAUGUACAGGUGCAUAAUUACGCAUCUCUUUGCAGCCGUUUUCACGUGUGAGUGUAAACGUUGAGUUAAGGUGCGUGGCCAGCAGCAACCUAUUUGGAUUUAAAAUGACAAGAUGGCUUAAAACAGCUCAUUCUGAAAGUAGCUCAAAAUAGAUAGAAAAAUUUUAUUAUCUGAGAAUAAUUUUGUGCAAAAAAUGAAAUAAACAUGUUUCGCAUAGAAACAUAGACAUAUCCUCAACUGUUGAAGGAAGCACAGGUCACCUUUACUGGACUAACCAAUAUUUAUUUACACUUUUAAAAAGCUUUCUUAAUACAGAUCAGAUUCCACUUUACUACAGAUAACUUUAUUAUGGACUAAUUUGUUUUGAUUUCUUUGGGGCUGCUUGUUUUUUGUUUGUUUGUUUUUUUUUACCAACAACUGAUCUGGAUUCCAUCCCAGCUGCAACAUUAGAAAUAUAUUUACUGAGAGAAGCAUUGAUGUGUUCGAUAUUUGUUGAGCUCCUUAUCAGGGCAGUCCGUGUCUAAAUGAACAUGCCCAGGAAACUUUGCACGCUGAAAAUGAUGUUGAAAGUAUGAAAUAGGGGCUGUGAUGGGAGAUUUGAAGGAAUAACCACUGAGACUGAAGGCUAAAUAAGUCAAUAAAGCCAAGUUUAGUCACAGCUUGCUCUCGUCCCUGCGUCGUCUAUCAGCACAGACCGCCUGACAUCUGUACGUCUCGAUGUAUGUCUGCUUCCAUCAUCGCUUCAUCAGUCACAUUUCACGUCAUUUUCCACCCCACUCUUUCAUUAAUCCUCAAAUAGAUACCAAAGCAUUAUGUUCUUCUCGAGCCUCAGCCGAGACAUAAACACAAUAAAGAGGCACCCCUGGAGGGGGGGGUGGCAUUUCUGAGGGACGGGGCUGAGAACAGGUGCUGCCACUGAAAGGCCCCACUGGAGAAUCCCCUCAAUCUGAAAGCUUUAUUUAGGGGCUGAUGUUUUACUCUGAACCCCAACCCCCUCCCCCCCUCACACACACACACACACACAGACACACAACAAAGGGUAGUCACACUUUUUUUAAAGAGGAUACCAAAAACAAACCCAAACCAAAACAACGAACUCUCGCUACCCAAGGAAUGACUGAAGCAAACCAAAAAUAACCCAAACCAAAUGUGGCUGGAGGGAGGAGGGGAGGAGGACCAGCAGAGAUCCGCCUGUCCGUCUGUUAGCUUUAGGCCUGCAGAACUGCGGCCCACUCUGAAACUGUGUAGCACUGAUGGAGGGAUGAACAGACAGGUGGAAAGACAAGAAAAACAAAGAAUGGGUCCCUUCCUCCCUUCCUCUGCCUCCUUCUCUCCAGCUCGGCUCUCUGGUCCUGGAUGGAGCUAAACGCAAAUGACCUCACUGAACUGAAAUUUGUUUUUAUUUCAAAUGAUUUUAGUUUUGAUUCUGAUUCCUUUUUCCCCUCUGCUGUGUCUCUUGAUGCCGUUUCAUGUACUGUAUUUUAGUGCUUAUUACUUAUUUGGAAUAACGUACUCGCUGACUUACUUAAUAUAAGAGCUCCUUAUUUUUUUCGUAGUCGUGCUAGAGAUUUUUAUCAGGUGGUUGACGAUAAAAACAAAAAAAUACUGUGAAAAUUUAGCUUCCAGAUUUUUAUUAGCCUGUCCUGGCGGGGUGUGGGGGUGGGGGGGAUAGACAACACAAAAGCCAAAUUGAGCAGCAAACCUUGAACUCGUCAAACCAAAUACUGAAGCAAACCAAAUUGUGCACGAGGACAAAGAAAACGGGUCAGUUUGUCUGAGGUGAGCAUUUUCUGCAUGCAAGUGUUCGUUGGAGGCUUAAAAAUGAAGACGUGGGUUGGGUCAGGAGUGAUGUCUUGUAAUUUUUUAACCCAAAGACGGCAAUCUGAGCUACACUUUAAGAUGCAGAGCUGUACUCGCAGCAUAGGCCUCGGUUUAUUUGACGCGUGGGGAGUUGGACUCUAUCCAAAGAAUAUUUGGUUUGAUCCUCGCCGGGCAAAACGGCCGACACACGAGAAUCGUUUCACGAACCAAGCUUUAGAUGUGGAAGGGAGGGUUUGCACCUUGAAGGUGAGGCCUUCUCUCCACAUUGACUCUUAGACGGAAUGUAUCUGUUAGUGCUUCUAUAGAUUUUGUAGAAAAAAAGAUCUAUGUUCUACUGCUUACUUAUCGCUGAUGUACUGAAAAGAAAAAAACUAAAAAAAAAAAAAAAAUGACUGAGAAAAAGAUCCUUAAAACAUUGAUAACUUGAUUUUAGACCAAAAAUUUUAACUAUCUCUCUUUGGAUUUUUAUUUUUUUUUUAUUUCUCUUUUUUCUCAAUUAUGAUUUAGACUUUUGAUUGUACUAUUUAUUCAGGGUUGAUUUAUUGGCUUGUCUAUUUAUCUGUUAAUUUAUUUCUAGAGGUGCUUUUCUGAUCAUGUGAUGGGCUUGUAGUGGAUUUUCCUAUUUUAUGCUCCCUGUGAAAGGUCUUUAUUUUACUUCUUUACACCAAAUAAUACCAGAAAUGUAUUUUAAAAGCCCCGUAGAGACUCUACAUACAGUUCAACAUCAGUAAAGAUGUGUAGCAAGUCUUUAAAUAAAUUCAUAUUUUAUUGCAAUAACAUAAUCCUACACUGAAAAUCCUCAGAAAAUCCAAUAACAAGUGAUAAUUGUUUUUAAUAUUAUUGAUGGCACACUUAUUAGGGUAUGUAAUUAUUCCUUUGUAUUUAUUGCAUCAAUUUAAUUUAAGUUGUGGAUCAAAGUAUAAUUUUCUAAUUAAUAAUUCACAACUUCCUGUUUAUCUUAGGAAUACAUUUUUGUGACACCAAGAUCAUUUCUCUUGAUAGUUCUCAAAAUAAGACUCUCAAGAGAUCAUGCUAUUUAAAUAAGGCAGACGUGUUGAUCUUAAUUUGCCACAAAAAUAGCUAGUUAAGCUCCUCAAAUUUUUGAACUACCAGAAUAUUUUAUAUAAAAUCCGGCAAUUUGCAAUUUAUGCAAUUUUCCAGCAAAAUGAGUAUGUGUCAUCAAAAGAUCAAUCAGCCGAUUAAUGUUUCAAAAAUUGAGCAAAAUAAUGAAAACCUGAUUCACUAGAUGUAAAAUGAAGUACAGCUCAAUCCCCAGACCUACACACUGUUGGCAAAAGGUGGUUGGGAAAUGAAUUAACAACAUGAGUACCAACCAUUUUACCACUAGUCACCACAUGGUAUUUUCACCACAUUGAACUUUCUUCCUGCAAAAAAUUAUGAAUUUAAAUUAAGCCUUCUACACAUCUCUACCAGGUGUUUCCAUGAAUGUUGCAGGCCCUGUGAAUUUAAAGUGGCAGCACUGUGUGAAAAACACCUCAUGAUCUUUUCGACACAGAACAAGUUCACAUUUCCCCCUCAAUCUCCUUGAAGUUCAAACUCUGAUGAGUAAACAUGAAAGCAGUUUGACUGUGAGUCUUAUCUUGAGGUGCACGUUUUGGCACAGAGCUGCUUCUUUCUUUUAAUACUCUCCACAUCAAACUAAGAGCUUUACUGUUAUGCCAAAAACACAGAAGAGGCGUAUCAACGGGGGCAAAAAGCUGAAGUGGUUUUUUUUUUCAUGACAGAGACAACAGAAGGAGGCAGAGUCCCAAAUUAUCCUCUAACUAACUUCUUGUUUUGUCUCUGUUUCGUUUUGCUUCUGUUUCUUGUUUUGUUUUCACUUUCCUGUACGAUUGCUUUAAAAUGAUUUCUUCAUCCACUGUCAGAUGUAAAAGAGAGAUAGUUCAUCAUAUACCUCAUAUUCUUUGAUGAUAAACCAAAUAGAUGAAUGCUUUAAAAAGCGGGGUUCAGGUGCGGAUCAGGGUCCUGGAAUGGGUCCAGGUGCAGGACGGUGUGUUUGCUCUGUGAGAUCUGGUCUCUCUUCAGUUUCCACAUAGCUGCACGCUGCUCCCCCCUCCCUGGGAACUCAACCCUCUCCUCACAUUUGAGCCUCACUGCUUCCUCCCUGUCAAACCUGGACUGUGGGCUUGAUGCUACUCUUUGACUCAGAUCUUAGAUCAGCUCUGGAUCUGGGUCCUCCUCAUAGCGGCUUUAUCACCAAAGCUGCCCCCUCUCUGGUCCCUAACGCCCAACGAGGGGGCUUGUUGUUCAGUUUAAUGCCAGGGAGCAGCUGACUGAGGUAACUAGGUGACAUGUACAGACAGUUAUGUGUAUGUGUGUGUUGAGGAAGUGGAAGCUGGAGGGAGAGGUGAGCACAUAAUCUGAACAUCUGGAUUCUCCAUGUUUUCCCCAUUUGGAGGAAAGGAGAAAGAGCGACUGCUGUGCAACUCAGGGUUUGAUGGACUUGGUGCACAGUGCAGGACUGUGGAGGGGAUACCCCACCAAGCGAAUGAUACCAAAGUCUAUGCCCCACCAUGGAUCCAGCACUAUGUGCACACUCCCUAAAAUCUUGAUACUGGCAGAGUGUUUGCUGAAAAGCUCUGUUACAAAACAAUGGCAGCAGGGUUUGUCUUAACUGCAUAAAUUAUACUCUUUAACAAUUUCAGAGCAAAGAUCUUUAGAGAGCUUUUUUUUUGUUAUCUUAGCACAAAGACUGGAAUUAACGCACUUACUGCAGACAUGUAAUGCAAAAUUCAAAUUUACCUCCAUUUGGGUCUUUCCUGCUUCUGAAAACAGCCAAUGCACUUAAAAACACACCCAGACAUGUUUUGGCAAUAAGUUUAUUUCUUUCAUGUCUGAAAAAUGAGCCAUUGUUAAGGUAGAUAUUGUACCGUUACCUUUCAAGCCCAGCAUAGCCCAGCCUGUUACCUAGCAACUCAACUGGAACUCCUCCAUGUUGGUUAGCUGGUUUUACUGCUGAAUGCGCUGUACAAUGGCUGCUGGAAAAGACAAGUGUUUUAUCCUUAACUUCCCAUUUAGGAACCAUUUGUGGCAUUCUCAUUGGUUGUGCAGGAGGCUCCAGUUCUGCUUUUCAAAUACGUACAGUUGUGUUAUUACACACCUGUUUGCAGCUAUUUUCAUGUGUCAGUGAAAGCAUUAAGUUCGGAGGGUGUGGCCAGCAGCAGCUUACUUGUACAGGAAACCGCUCAUUCUGAAAGGAGCUCAAAAUAGACCGAAGUGAGCAGAUUAAAAUCUGAUUAUCUAAGAACCAUUUUUGAGCAAAAACUUUAAUGAAUAUAAUAGUUCACCUGUUUUCAUAGAUCAUCUCUUCGACACACUGAUUUUAAAUCCAUGACUUGUGUUGAACCACAUUUCAGGGGUGUAAAGUAGUGUCAAGUAACAUGUCUGAAAAUUGGUUAUAUAGGAAUAAAGUGUUAAACAUAUAGCAGUAACGUUGUGCCAAGGGUAAAAAUACAAAGGAUAUCUGUUCAACUGGUUCAGAAAAUCAAUGUUGGCAUUUGAGGACAGAGUUUAUUAAGAAAUCUUCAACUUUACAAGUCAGGAUUACAACCUUAAGGGGACUUCCCUUCCAGUUCUCCAACAAGGAACUUGGAAAUUCCAGCAUCUGUGUUAAAAUGGAAAACCAGCAAAAAAUUUCAGGGAAGCUGGGAAGUUGGCAAAAUCCCAGGAUUUAUUACAGUUUAAACAAACCUAUUCAACUGAACUAAAAUCCUCCUAAAUGAUGCAAGCACACACUUUUAUAAUACAAUACCACUGGAAUCUGGAUUAUUUCACAUGCAGAUUGUGCACAGUUCCUGUAAAACUGUUUGAAUGGUUUCCUAAAUGGAGGUGAAUAAUUUCCCUUUCAUUAGUUCUUGAUUAUCCUUGUAACGUCUUGUAGGAACUAUUAGAAAAGAGAAAGAUCAGUAAAACAAAGUAUUGUUGCAGUUUUGAUUGCAAUUGAUUUAAACUGCAUUUAGAUGAUUAAAUUCUGUGAAAAAUUUUGAAUUUAGCUGGAAAAAUAUAUUGUUUGCAUUGCACCUAAGCAGUUCUUUGGAAUUUUAUGUUGGUGACUGAAGAUGAUAACGAUUUAAUAAGGCGUGGUAUUCAUUUGAAGCAGCGGUGGCUCAGCUCUCCUCACUGGUAGCUGAAGCCACUGCUGCUUGAGGCUUUAUGUGUCAUCAGCCUGUUAAAGUCUCACUAAUAGACAGCAAAAGCUUCAGAAACAACAAAAAUGCAAUAUGAGUUUUUCUGUCCUCAACUGAGAGUUGCAAGUGAACCAGAAAAAUGGCAAAGUUGAAAAUGAAUCAGCGUAACAAACAUGGAGUGAGAAAGUGCAUUUAAACUAUGAUGACGAGGAGAGGAAGAAGAAAAAGGUGUGCAAUCUGUACAAUCAGUGAUGGCACAUGCUGGAGGUUAGCAAAACAGUCUGAAUCAGCAGUGAUUCAUAAUUUCCACUUUAUUUAGGCAAAGGAAAGCUAACUCCUCCAUUUGUUUCCAGCCUUUGUGCUAAGCUAAGCUUACCGACCACAAGCCUGCACGGCUCUGCUUUUGUGCAACCUCCUAUUAAAACUACAGCUAUUCCUUGGAUUCACAUGAGGAGAAGCAGUUUUCCAAAGUCGUGAGUGAUAUUUCUUUUAUUUAGAAAGAGAGGCAAAGCAAGCUGAGCAAAAGAAACCCUCAACAAAGCUGCCACAUCUUCCUCCACCCACUCUCAUCCACACAUGCACACUCCUCCUCUAAUUCAUCUCUUCUCUACUCUUCUCUACUCUUCUCUCUUUCUCUUUUCUAUAACAAUACAGCUUUAGUCCAAAGGUUCUGCAGGAACACAGCAAAGCAAAGUCAGAUGUUAAAGAAUAAAACCAAAGAGCUCUAACUUGAUCCGCUUUUUAAACUCAAGCCCUCCAUCCCUCACCUUUCCCUGUCUGCCCUUCUUCGUCACCUAGUGAGCCAGAAUUUGAAGCAUUAACCUCAGCUAUCCAAAGGGAAAUAAUAAUAAUAAUAAUAAUGAUGAUAAUUAAGAUAUUGAUGAUGAUGAAAUGUAUAUUUUUAAGUAUUUGUCAUUGGGGGAAAAAAGUAACCUUAAACUUCUCAUGAGUAAGAUGGUGACAACGGUGAUGAUGAUGAAAAAGAAGUUUCUCUUGGUAUCUUUGUAGCUGUUCAGAUCCUUCCUAAUUUUGUGUCUUUUUCUGCUCGUGCUGCCAGAGUAUCGCUUUACUCCCCCCUUCUUCUCCACGCUCAUUCAUUCCCAAUGUUUGACCCUGACGUCUGUCUGUCUGAGUUUUAACCCCCUCUGCGUUUGUCUGAGAGCCGAAAAACCAUCCUGAUGGGGAAGUUUGGGAUUUUUCUCUGGAAGUUGGUUCAUGUUUACAGACAGCGAGGAGGCUGUUACAACUGUCAGCAUACUGUAGGCAUGAGUGUGUGUGUGUGUAUGUGUGUGUGUGGGUGGGUGUGGGUGCAUGAUUGAUUAAUAGGCGGGGUAUUUUUUGGCUGUUAAAGGACAAAAAGAGCCCUUGUUCUUGUAACAAUAAUGCAUCCCCACUCAUGAUCUGUACUGUUUGCCAACUUCCCAAAAGAUGUAGCUUUAAUCUCUCCACCUGUCACAACAGAGUGUUUCCUUAUUUUAUGUGUGUGUGUGUGUGCGUGUGUGUCUGCAGGUACGGCUGGGUUAACGUUGCUAAUCCUUUUGUCUCUUUCCAUUCUGUGAUUUGUCUCCCAUCUGCACUUUUUUUCCUAUCCUCCCCGUUUCCAAUCCCGUGGUAGCAACUUAGACUUUUAGUGUAUUUAUCUUGAAAACCCCAAAAAAAGAAAGAAAAAUAACUGCUUGUUCAUUGUACAGUGUUGUUCAUUUUAAGUCAUUUUUGUAACUGAAAGUGUUUCAUUCAUCCAAAUAAAACAGGAGACAAAAACUGUACAGAUGAUCUCCC
Molecule: messenger RNA, 13255 nt
Organism: Gambusia affinis (western mosquitofish)
Lineage: Eukaryota; Metazoa; Chordata; Actinopteri; Cyprinodontiformes; Poeciliidae
Gene: pou2f2b
Product: POU class 2 homeobox 2a
Exons: 16
Coding region: 1231-3504 (757 amino acids)
Biological process (GO): regulation of transcription by RNA polymerase II
Cellular component (GO): nucleus
Molecular function (GO): RNA polymerase II cis-regulatory region sequence-specific DNA binding; DNA-binding transcription factor activity, RNA polymerase II-specific
Source: RefSeq, a predicted model, not a curated record